AUGGGAGGACCUCGAAGCUCACAGCGGUCUUCUGAAUGCCGUGACCCUCAGUUCAGUCCUCCACCGAACGGCGGUAUGCCACCACAGAAGACAAGACGCGGUGAACCCCCUGCGCCGCCUCUCAGGGCACCUACACCCGAGCUACCUGGGGGUUUGAGGCUUCUGGAAUGUGGGGGACUGGGCCCGCGGCGUUGCGUCAGGACAGUUGACGCGUUCUCCUGUUCGAGGGAUGACACACUCGCCAAUAGAGUGCAGGGAACAACCUCCGGAGCUUUCCCGGAAGAUAAAGACGCUGGGGAGAAAUUUCAACUGGUCACGGCCCCAGCGCGAGUGCACGCGCCCGGUGCACCCACCCAUGGGGACGAUGGAUUUUGGGUACGAGAAGCGCGGGAAAAUCGAUGGAGAAGGAGGAAAAGGAAGAUCGACGUGAAAGGCAGGAGAGAGAGGAUAGGCGCGAGCGUGACAGGAUUGAGAGGGAAGAUGGACGCCAAAGACAAGAGAGGGAUGAGAGAAGGGAAAGGCAUGAGCGAGAGGAUAGGCGUGAGAGGCAGUAAGGUGAUAGAUCAGUUCUCUUCGAUAUAG
This is a messenger RNA of Letharia columbiana, 582 nucleotides long. RefSeq lists its product as uncharacterized. The transcript has 3 exons. The record is from RefSeq and is a predicted model, not a curated record. Lineage: Eukaryota; Fungi; Ascomycota; Lecanoromycetes; Lecanorales; Parmeliaceae. Bases 1 to 582 code for a protein of 193 amino acids.